GCACUCGCGGAAAUCCUUUAAAGAAUGAAGAGGAACAGUUUAUCUGUUGAGAAUAAAAUUGUCCAGUUGUCAGGAGCAGCGAAACAGCCAAAAGUUGGGUUCUACUCUUCUCUCAACCAGACUCAUACGUACAUGGUUCUUCUAGACUGGGGGAGUUUGCCUCACCAUGUAGUAUUACGAAUUUUUCAGUAUCUUCCUUUACUAGAUCGGGCCCGUGCAUCUUCUGUAUGUAGGAGGUGGAAUGAAGUUUUUCAUAUUCCUGACCUUUGGAGAAAGUUUGAAUUUGAACUGAACCAGUCAGCUACUUCAUAUUUUAAGUCCACUCAUCCUGCUCUCAUUCAGCAGAUCAUUAAAAAGCAUUCUGCUAAUCUUCAAUAUGUCAGCUUUAAGGUUGACAGUAGCGCUGAGUCAGCAGAAGCUGCCUGUGAUAUACUCUCUCAGCUGGUAAAUUGUUCCGUCCAGACCUUGGGCUUGAUUUCAACAGCCAAGCCAAGUUUCAUGAAUGUGUCAGAGUCUCGUUUUGUGUCAGCACUUACAGUUGUUUUUAUCAACUCAAAAUCAUUAUCAUCAAUCAAAAUUGAAGAUACACCAGUGGAUGAUCCUUCAUUGAACAUUCUUGUAGCCAAUAAUAGUGACACUCUAAGACUCCUAAAAAUGAGUAGCUGUCCUCAUGUUUCAUCUGAUGGAAUUCUUUGUGUAGCUGAUCACUGUCAAGGCCUUAGAGAACUGGCAUUGAAUUAUUACAUCCUAACUGAUGAACUUCUCCUUGCACUCUCAAGCGAGAUUCAUGUUAACCUUGAACAUCUUCAAAUUGAUGUUGUGAGUGAAAAUCCUGGACAGAUUAAAUUUCAUGCUAUUAAAAAACACAGUUGGGAUGCACUUAUUAAACAUUCACCUAGAGUUAAUGUUGUUAUGUACUUCUUUCUAUAUGAAGAGGAAUUUGAGACGUUCUUCAAAGAAGAAACCCCUGUUACUUACCUUUAUUUUGGUCGUUCAGUCAGCAAAUCGGUUUUAGGACGGGUAGGUCUCAACUGUCCUCGACUGAUUGAGUUAGUGGUGUGUGCUAAUGGUCUUCAGCCUCUUGAUAAUGAACUUAUUUGUAUUGCUGAACACUGUACAAAUCUAACAGCCUUGGGCCUCAGCGAAUGUGAAGUUAGCUGCAGUGCCUUCAUCAAGUUUGUAAGACUGUGUGGGAGAAGGCUAACACAGCUCUCUAUAAUGGAGGAAGUUUUGAUCCCUGAUGAGGAUUAUAGCCUAGAUGAAAUUCACACUGAAGUCUCCAAAUACCUGGGAAGAGUAUGGUUCCCUGAUGUGAUGCCUCUCUGA
Molecule: messenger RNA, 1326 nt
Organism: Pongo pygmaeus (Bornean orangutan)
Lineage: Eukaryota; Metazoa; Chordata; Mammalia; Primates; Hominidae
Product: putative F-box/LRR-repeat protein 21
Biological process (GO): entrainment of circadian clock by photoperiod
Cellular component (GO): nucleus; cytosol
Molecular function (GO): protein binding
Source: RefSeq, a predicted model, not a curated record